AUGGCCCAUGUUUGGGCCCGAUUGGAUUUGUACAAAGUCUGCGAGAGCGAGGACGAUAACGAUAUCUUCGCAUUGUAUCAUGGGUGGAAUUUCAGUUUAGUGAUUGGUAGUGUGCGAAAAGGAUCUUUGGCAAUGUGGAUGUCAACGUCUUGGGGUUCAGAAACCCGAUCGGCGAACAGAGGAGGCAAAUGUGAGAGGUUUCAUCUCUCACAGUCAACUUCGGAUUGCUUCGUCUGUAUUGCACCUCCUGGAAGAUGUCUCAGUGAUGUGGUCUCACAACUCUGGGACACGUCUCAGUGUUGUGAGAAUGGGGGUGCAUUGGCACCAUGUGCAUCCCGCGAGGCAUUCGCCGCUCGAAGCUCUCAUGAUAUUGGAAUCGAAUAUAAUGCAGUCUCCGCAUGCUCACGCUGGUGGACAUGGUGA
This is a messenger RNA of Melampsora larici-populina 98AG31, 423 nucleotides long. RefSeq lists its product as uncharacterized. NCBI's taxonomy places the organism in Eukaryota, Fungi, Basidiomycota, Pucciniomycetes, Pucciniales, Melampsoraceae. The transcript is spliced from 3 exons. Bases 1 to 423 code for a protein of 140 amino acids. The record is from RefSeq and is a predicted model, not a curated record.